Messenger RNA from Aspergillus wentii DTO 134E9, 825 nucleotides. RefSeq names its product shikimate dehydrogenase family protein. The transcript has a single exon. Gene Ontology annotation, biological process: chorismate biosynthetic process; shikimate metabolic process. The record is from RefSeq and is a predicted model, not a curated record. Gene Ontology annotation, cellular component: cytoplasm. Bases 1 to 825 code for a protein of 274 amino acids. NCBI's taxonomy places the organism in Eukaryota, Fungi, Ascomycota, Eurotiomycetes, Eurotiales, Aspergillaceae. Gene Ontology annotation, molecular function: shikimate 3-dehydrogenase (NADP+) activity.
AUGAAAGCCUACCACAUCUUCGGCCAGAACAUCUCCCUCAGCCUCUCCCCAACCCUCCACAACGCCGCCUUCGCCCACCACGGCCUCCCACACCACUACGACAUCCAAGAAUGUGCUUCUAUUGACGAUGUGAAAUACCUCAUUGACAAUCCAUCAUUUGGCGGUGCGAGCGUUACUAUGCCGCAUAAAUUAAGCGUGGAUAAGUUCUGCUCAACCGUGUCUGACUCUGCGGUGCGCAUUGGGGCGAUUAAUACCCUUAUCGUCGAGGAGAGAGGUAAUGGACGGGUCAUCACCGGCGACAACACGGACUGGUCUGGUCUGUAUUCUAUUGUCGAUGAAAUGGCCCCUGAAAAUGCACAAGUGGGCCUCGUCAUCGGUGCUGGCGGCGCUGGCCGAGCAGCUGUCUAUGCGAUGGUUAAAGCUGGCCUGAAGAAGAUCUAUAUCUGCAACCGCACCGUCUCCAAGGCUGAGCAGAUCAUCGCCGACUUUGCUGAUAAUGCGUCUACAUCUACCGUUGUUGCGCUUACCCAUCCAUCGGAUGUUCCUGAGCCGGUGGAUGUUAUCAUCGGGACGAUCCCGGGCGAUGUCACCACCAAGGCUAUGUUUGCGGAUUUGUUCAAGGGGAAGAAGGGAUUGUGUAUUGAGAUGUCGUAUAAGCCGAGAGUGACGCCUUUGUUGGCUGUUGCGAGACAGGCGGAGUGGACUACGGCGGAUGGAUUGGAGGUGUUGUUGAGACAGGCAUUUGAGCAGAGCAGGUUGUGGACGGGAUUGGAGGUGCCCGAAAAGGUAAUGCGCGAGGCUAUUCAGGUGAAUUCUAGGAUUUAG